AUGGCUGACUCCGACGACGAAGCCAUCUUCGCCGCCCUAGAAUCCGAAUCCGACACAAUCUACCGCGACGCGCGAAUCAACCAACUAAACGCCGAGCUAGCCGCGACGAAAAAUAACCACUCAACCAAAGACAGCGGCACCAGCAUCCUCCACAACGACAUCUACCCCACGCUCCCAAACGACCAAUCCGUGCUGGACUUCACAACCCGCAGCAGCAAAUGUCUUGUGCACUUCAGUCACCCGGACUUCGCGCGGUGCGCGGUGAUGGACAUGCGGCUGGGAGAGCUGGCAAGCGUGCAUUUCGAGGUCUCAUUUGCGCGGGUGGAUGUGCGCAACACACCGUUCAUUGCAGAGAAGCUGGGAAUUCGGGUGCUGCCUUGUGUGAUUGGAUUUAAGGAUGGGGUGGGGGUGGAUCGAGUGCUUGGAUUUGAGGGACUUGAGGCGAGGGGGUUUGAUGGGGUUGAAAACUUUGAUGUUCGGGUUUUGGAGAGGAGGUUGAUGAUGAAGGGGAUUUUGGCGGGUAUUAAGAUUGGAGGUGGGGAUGAUGAUGAUGAUCUGAGGGAGGAGAGUGAUGAGGAGAGUGGGAGGAGGGGAAUCAGGAAGAGGGGGAUUCGCAGUGCGAAUCCUCGGGUGAGAAACCGAGGUGAUGAUGAUGAUGGCGAUUGGGAUUAA
Penicillium soppii is the source of this 672-nucleotide messenger RNA. RefSeq lists its product as uncharacterized. Gene Ontology annotation, cellular component: cytoplasm. The transcript has a single exon. NCBI's taxonomy places the organism in Eukaryota, Fungi, Ascomycota, Eurotiomycetes, Eurotiales, Aspergillaceae. The coding region runs from base 1 to 672 and encodes 223 amino acids. The record is from RefSeq and is a predicted model, not a curated record.